CAAUAAAAUAUUCCAACAAAGCUGUGUUUUAUUGGACAGCCAUCAACUUUAACAUUAUUGGUCUGCCUAUAGCUACCUUACUUUGACGUUCGACCUUACGCAAUAGAGUAUAUAUAUGGAUUAAGCAUUUAACAUCAGUCAUAAUCAUUCAGAGCUUGAAGUGUUAAGUUGUAUUGGAUUAAAUAGCCGUGUUAUAUAUUGGAAUACACAUUUUAAGAAAUGGAAAAUUUUGAAUACGAUGCCUUUGUGAUAUACAACCCACAAGGAGAGGACCAGAGGUUUGUCGAUCUAAUGACUCGUGUUCUCUCGGCACCUCCAUACAAUCUCAGACUUUACGUACCGUGGACGGAUGACGUCGAUGAUGCUUUUGAAGCUGUGGCUACCGCUGAAAAUAUAGAGAAAAGAUGCAAAAAAGUAUUGGUGGUUAUCUCAGCAGCUUCCGUUGAAAGUGACUUGUUUCAAUUUCAACUGAGAAUUGCUCACGCAAUGUCGCCAAGUGCCAGAGCUAGGAAAAUUAUACCUAUUCGACUUGAUGACACAGAAGUCCCAGAAAUGAUCCGAUUUACCACCCCUUGUGACUAUUACAAGAAAGACCUGCGUGUCUAUAUAUGGGACAGAAUUUUCGCCUCAUUUAAGGAUAUGUCAUGCCUCAAGAAACGAAAGCUUAUCAAAACUCAUUCAGUUCCUCCAGAGAAAAGACAACUGCCAGAUGUGGUGCCCACUUUAUCACCUUUACGUCGUGUAAAAUCUUGGUGGAGAAUGAGAGCAACAGUUGCUUAAGCAUUAUCUGUGUCUUAUAAUAAACGGAUUGGUUAUGCAUUCUUUGGAAAAGAGAAGUGAAAGUCCCCCUUUCGAUAUUGUUGGUUGAGAGCUCGUUGAACUCUUUUCAGGAACUUUAUGGAGCUUAUAAAGCACAUGUAGCUUGCUUUGACAUCCUUUUUCGCACUUGCAAAAGACUUGAAUUCUUAACUCUGCACGAAAUCCAAGGAUUUAAUCCCACGAUAUUACCGAAUUAAUGUGUUGUAUACAGAGAAUAUUGACAAAGUCUAGAAACCUUGUGGACAAUGUUCUUUCAAUUAAUUUGUGUGUCGACUGGUUUUUAUGGACGCCUACUACAAGAAAUCAACGUUCAGGAGCCAACAGUUUGAUUAUGUCACCUUUGAAAUCCAAUUUGAUUUGUGAUAUUUUUUUUUUACUUUUUCUAAAAAAAGAAACAUUUCUUGAAAAGUAGUGUGAUAUUACUUUACCAAAUUAAUAAAGAUAUUUUAUGAA
Molecule: messenger RNA, 1272 nt
Organism: Saccostrea cuccullata (small rock oyster)
Lineage: Eukaryota; Metazoa; Mollusca; Bivalvia; Ostreida; Ostreidae
Product: myeloid differentiation primary response protein MyD88-like
Exons: 6
Coding region: 220-780 (186 amino acids)
Biological process (GO): positive regulation of canonical NF-kappaB signal transduction; MyD88-dependent toll-like receptor signaling pathway
Molecular function (GO): TIR domain binding
Source: RefSeq, a predicted model, not a curated record